Molecule: messenger RNA, 2520 nt
Organism: Elaeis guineensis (African oil palm)
Lineage: Eukaryota; Viridiplantae; Streptophyta; Magnoliopsida; Arecales; Arecaceae
Molecular function (GO): protein binding
Source: RefSeq, a predicted model, not a curated record
CGCCCUCUUUCUCUCCUCCAACUUCCAUCCAGACUCUCCAGUAUUCUCGCGGGGCCUUUCUCCGCGAACCCGCGUUACUUCGCUUUUAUUCCAACCCGACUUCUGUCAGUAAACCCGAGGCGCCCCCACCAUCCAUUUCAUUUCCUUCCCCUGCAAGCAAUCCUCUCCGUCCAUUCCAUCUCAUCAACCCCCACCACCCCCUCAUUUUCCGCUCCAUGCUCUUCCGCUUGCUCACCCCUCCUCCCGGAACCCGCUUGGCCCUCAACCCAUGACUUCCCCUUCUACGCCUCCGCCGUCCGCCGCCGCCGUCGCUACGCCUGCCGAUACCUUGGACCAUAUCCUGCAUCACCUCCUCCCCGUCCUCCUUGUCGCCGCCCUUUCCGUCAAGUCCUUUGUCGGCCGGUGGCGGCUCUUCCACUCCAAACUCUCCAUCCUUCAAUCCUCCCUCGCCGACGCGGCCCGCUCCCCCCACUGGCCGGCGAAUCCCCUCUUUGUCGACCUCCUCCCGGCCGUCCUCUCCACCCUCCGCUCUCUCCACUCCCUCUCCACCCGCUGCCUUGAUCCCUCCCUCCCCGCCGGCAAGCUCCUCCUCCAGAGCGACCUCGACAUCGCUGCCUCCAUCCUCUCCCUCCACCUCCACGACCUCGACCUCCUCCUCCGCUCCGGCCUCCUCCACCAUCUUCCUAGCGCCAGCGCCAUCGUCCUUCCCCUGCCCGGCCCCUCCGCCACCCGCGCCGACCUCGUCCUCUUCGCCCGCGACCUCUUCGCUCGCCUUCAGAUCGGCUCCAUCGACCUCAAGAACAAGGCCCUGGACUCCCUCCUCCAGCUCCUUGCCUCCGACCCUCCCAAGCUCGCCCCGGUCGUCGCUACCGAGGGCGACCUUCCCUACCUCGUCCGCCUUCUCGACCCCUCCGCCCACUCCCUCAUCCGCGACCAGGCCGCUGCCGCUGUUUCCCUCCUCGCCACCGCCUCCGACGCCUCCCGCCGUGCCGUCUUCGAGGAUGGCGCCCUUGGCCCCCUCUUCCGCCUCCUCGACUCCGGUUCCCUCUCCGUCCGCGAGCGCGCCGCUGCCGCGAUCGAGGCCAUCACCGCCGAUCCCGCCAACGCCUGGGCCGUCUCCGCCUACGGCGGCGUCCCGAUCCUGAUCGCGGCAUGCCGAUCGGGAUCCAGAUCCCCCGCCGUCCAGGCCCUUGCCGCCGGUUCCCUUAAGAACAUCUCAUCUAUCGAUGACCUCCGGACCGCCAUGGCAGAGGAGGGCGCCGUCCUGGUCCUGAUCGACCUCCUCCUGUCCGGCACACUCGACGCCCAGAAGAACGCCGCCCUCUGCCUCUGGUCCCUUGCCUCCGGUGGCGGCGAGGAGAUCCGGGAUUCCAUCGUGCGGGAAGGGGGCCUGCAACGGCUUCUACAGCUGCUCCGCGAGGUAUCGGAUUCGGAAGCGGAGGAGCACGCCCUGAGAGCGAUCCACGCUCUCUCCGCCUCCCCCGCUGCCGCCAGAGCCCUCUCUUCGUCGCAGGGAUUCUUCGCCCACCUCACCGAUCUAAUCCGCCGCGGCAGCGCCGCCACCCAGGAGACAGCGGCGGCGGUGGUCUGCAACCUCUCCCCCGGCGACGACAUCAAGCGCUCCAUGGCCGGAUGCAUGGCGGCGCUCGUCAAGAUGCUGGAAUCCUCGAAGCCGACGAGCGCUCAGGAGGUGGCCGCCCGGGCGCUGGUGUCGUUGCUGGCCGUCCGGUCGAACCGGAAGGAACUAUCGAGGGACGAGAAGAGCGUGACCAGGCUGGUCCAGAUGCUGGACCCGCGGAACGACGAGGUUAGCAAGAAGUUCCCGGUGUCAGUGGUGCUCGCGCUCGCCUCCGGCGGCGGCCGACGGAGGAUCUCAGAGGCGGGCGCCUGUCAUCACCUCCAGAAGCUCGCCGACGCCGAGGUUGCUGGGGCGAAAAAGGCGUUGCAGAAGAUCGCCGGCAGCCGGCUAAAGAGCCUCCUCUCCAUGGCAUGGAGGGAGUCAACAGUGCUACGUCCACAGUAACUAACCCAACCCACUGUUAAGGCAUUGGUGGCGGGACGGCUAACUGUUGGAGAGGUGAAGUCAAAUGAUUAAAUUAAAUUAAUAGAGAAUGAAAAAAAUAUGAGUAUGAUAGCAGUGACAAGAAAGAAAAAGAAAGAGGCGUUAUCAUUGCAAAUAGAUUAUAAUUUGGUAUCGUCAGUUUCAGCGUCGAAAGAGAAGCCUGGAUGCGGAGUUUUAGGAAGUAUCCUUGUGCUAUUUAUUUUGUUUUUUUAUAAUUUUUUUUUAGGUUUGUUUGACUUGGUCCGUACUCGUUUUGGUUUUUAGUUUCAACUGUGUCGCCUUUGUGUAAAUGUGUUUGGCUAAGAUCUACACCCACAUGUUACGUGUUGAUGAAAAGCGGGAGCCAUGUGGGUUUUGUCUACUACUCCGUGUAUGGCCAGUGUUGCAGAUUUUGGCUGAAGACUUUGUUUGUAUUUACUUGGUUGUUUUUGUAACGAGCUAUCUUUCUCUUUUUUGCA